This is a messenger RNA of Aspergillus steynii IBT 23096, 2717 nucleotides long. Its product is annotated as putative nuclear localization protein. Gene Ontology annotation, cellular component: nucleus. Lineage: Eukaryota; Fungi; Ascomycota; Eurotiomycetes; Eurotiales; Aspergillaceae. Gene Ontology annotation, molecular function: chromatin DNA binding. The record is from RefSeq and is a predicted model, not a curated record. Bases 382 to 2568 code for a protein of 728 amino acids. The transcript is spliced from 3 exons.
CACACCCCGUCGAUUGUUUUUCUUUGGUCGUUCUGCCUGGUCACCGCCUUCCCGUUGGCGCCGUGUCGAAACUCCCGAUUGCUCGAACUUCCCGCUGAUCCGCUUCCUGCCACCUACCAGUCGAAACCACGAACCCUUCGCCGUCGCUGCCCUUUCUGACUUCUGACUGCAUGCGUGUCGUGGUCGCCGUCGACUUGUUCCGAGGAUCGCUUGCAUCGUCGCCCGUGCCUGUCUCUCGCUUUUGUUUCGCUGCAGCACCCGACCCAGCUUGUCAUCCCUUCCCGUUUUGGCGUCUGGACACCUCUCGCGUUUUUCCUUGACGCGCCCGCGGCCCUUUUGCGACGGCUUCUUUAACCUCCUUCCGUCCUGCCUUGGCCCGCCAUGUACGGCACUUCCCACUCCUCCGUUUCCGCCCCGAUGAAUGGGAUCGGGGGAGAUCUUGUUGAUGGCUCGGGCACUAUCAAUCCGGCCGCCUUGAACAACAGUGUCGCUGUUGUUCUCCCUGCACCGACUUAUGCUGCUGCUGCUGCAGCAACAACCCUUACUCCCCUACCUCGUGGCGUGAAACGGAGUCGAACUCCGGACUCGCGCGGGAAUGCACGCGCUGACGGGGAUCACGAUGACGAUGACCAUGGUCGUCGCAAACGGGGGCGCCCCCCAAAGACGCCGCGACCUUCCACCGCGAACACGCAUGAUCAGUCGGCCGGCCUUCAUGUACAGACUCCUCGGAUGCAAACCCAGCCGCUCCCCCCGCCUCAUGCCAGCGUGAAUGUUUCGCCGCCGCAGGCAUCGCCUCCAGAGAAGACGACGCCGACCAAGACCACUCUCGUCAAAGCGCUUCCGACCGUGCGAGACCACACCACGGACCAACUCAACGACGAGGGAGAUGAGUACAUCCCCAAGGAAUUUGACGAGGCUGGUGAGAAGAAGGUGGAUGCCAUGGGCUAUCCCCAGGGUAAUCGGGAAUACAAGUGCCGCACGUUCCGGGUCCCUCUUCGCGGCGCAAAACUCUUCAUGCUGGCGACCGAAUGCGCCCGCGUUCUGGGGUAUCGCGACUCUUAUCUCCUGUUCAACAAGAACCGCUCCCUGCACAAAAUCAUUGCCACCCAAAUCGAGAAAGACGAUUUGAUCUCGCAAGACAUCCUGCCGUACUCCUACCGAUCCCGUCAGAUUGCCAUCGUGACGGCGAAAUCCAUGUUCCGACAGUUCGGCAGCAGGGUCAUCGUGAACGGGCGGCGGGUGCGUGAUGAUUAUUGGGAAAGCAAGGCGCGCAAGCAAGGCUUUACCGAGGACGACCUGGCGGGCGAGAAGCGACCCGGUGGUUCCAAGGCCCGCGAUGCGGCUGCCGCCGAGGCGGCCAGCGCGGCUAACCUGCUGCCGGCCCUCGCCCACGGCGAUGUCAUCUAUAGCAACGCGCUCGAGGCGAUGCCAAACAGCCUGCCUUUGGGUCCACCGUCCUCGGUGUCCCAUGCACCACUCCCGAUGAUCCACAUGGCCACCACAACGGAUGACCCACGGCUGAGGGAGUAUAACAGCAUGCCCCGAGCCCGCCAGGAGUUGACCGGCCAACCGUAUCAGGACCGGUCCCAGCCCAGCUCGGCCGCUGAUAUCUUGAACCAAGCGUCGCAUACGGCCGAUUUCAACAAGAUCUUGAGCUCGCAGCGCAGCUAUCGUCAGAAGGGUCUGGAAGAUUUCUACGCCAAACAGCGCGAGAUCCCGCAGUCUGCGGCCCAGUCCCAGCCGGGACAGCUGGACACCGCGGCGGCGGUCUCGCAGCCCCUGCAGUCGCCUCAGAUGCCGUCGGCCGGGGUGAUGAACUCGACCCAGCCGCAGCAGCCCAUGCUUGCUCAUCAGGCCCCUCCGAUGAUGCCCGGCCAGCCGGGCUUCCAACCACCGGCGGGUCAUCAUCACCAACCACCACCCCCCGUUGGCCAGUCGCCCGUUCGCGCCAUGCCGCCCGUUCGUCCCGACCUCAUGCAUCAGCGGUCCAACCCGGCCAUGUCGGGUGGGGGCACGCCGCAGCCUCAAGGGCCUUACGGCUUCCCAUCUCAGCCGCAGCAGAUGUGGGGACAACCACCACCGCAGCCGCAGCCCUCCCCCAUGCCGGCCAGUGGGCCCCAAGGCGUGGCGAUGCCGCAGUAUGCUUCGCAGUUGCAUGCGCAGCAGCAGCAUUCGCCUUCGCCUCUCGCCCACUCCCUGCCGCAACAGCCACAUCCCUCUCAGUCCCCUCGUAAUCAACCUCGUCCGUCCGUGGCCCAGAUGCCGCAGUCUUUCCCGUUGCAUCACCCACAGACGCCUCAGCAGCAGCCCAUGGCUUCGAUGGGGUUCCCGGGUAACACGGCAGCCCCUUACUCCUCCAUGACGGCGGCGCGAGGCAUGUAUCCGUCGACUCAAGGUCCCGGGGGGCAACCCUUCAUGGCCGGGGCUCCCCAGCAACCUGGAAUGGCGAUGGGAAUGAGCGCGGGCGGAGCCAUCUCCGGCUGGCCUCAGCAACCAGGGGCACCGAUGCAACCCGGUCAUCCCCAGCCUGGUCAGUCUGGAGCUCCUCUCGGAUGGUCGGGCUACUGAAGGUAGAAGAAAAUUGAAAAGAAAAGAAAAAAAAAACCUUCAUCCCCUCCAUUCUUCUUUUGUUUUGUUUUCUUCGUGCAAUUUCAUGGGCCGGCGUUGUCCAGAACUUGGCGUUCAUGGGUACAUGAGGCGUCGGGACUGCAAAUUGG